This is a messenger RNA of Chara braunii, 2847 nucleotides long. Lineage: Eukaryota; Viridiplantae; Streptophyta; Charophyceae; Charales; Characeae. The record is from the annotation of a GenBank genome assembly.
CGCGGUCCCCCCGAAGAUACAAGCCGAGGAGGUAUGCGUCACCUCCACGGAACAACGCAGGCUUACGUGACAAACUGAACGUGCUUACACAAGGUGUCGCGGAGAUGAAGGAACAUCUCGAUGCAGAGAAAGCCAAGAAGGAGGCGAAAGAAUGAAGGAAGUUGGAGAAAGAACGAAGGAAAGAAGAAGAGAGGAUACUGGCCGAAGAAGAGGAAACCCGCAGGAAGGAGGAAGAGGAACGACGCGAGGAGAAGAAGCGCAAGAAGGCUGAAAAAGCGAAGCAAGAAGCUAUGCUGCGCGCGGAGAUGAAGAGAGAAGUGGCGCUCCACGCCACUCUGUUGAUGAGCGAAAUUAAAGAUGAUUGGAUCAACGAAAUGAAGUCUUCACUGAUGCCGGCACUCCUAGCCGGGAAGGUGGAUGCUAAGGGCAAGAAGAAGCUAGAGCCAGCUCAAGUGGCGGGGUCUUCUUCGGACGAUAGCGACGACAGGAGUGAGACAAGUGUCACCCAAGAGAUUAGCGACAAGGCCCGACAACUGUGUAUUUCUGAAAAGCGCAAGCGGUUCGAUGACGUGGCGAUCGAAGGGAGCCCGCCAAUGGAAUUGCCAACGAAGCGGACUCCGAGAAAGACCACUGCCAGGCCAGUGCUCAUUUCUGAUCGGAUGACAAGGUCCAAAGCAAAGAAGAAAGGAGGAGGCAUCGCUAUUCGUACUAAGAGAAAGUCUCCGGUAAAAACGCCACUCGCUAAAGUUCUGAAGUCGGCAAAGAAGUCUACACCACCGAGCGGAAGGAUCACUCCGGCCAGCAAAGCCUUGCUGCGACUACGUUUCCGGGACGCCAUCAUGCGUGAGCUGAAGGACUGCAACGCUGAUGAGCUUCAGCGAAUCUGCCGAGAGGAAGGAUUACACUAUGAAGUUUCCCCGUACUGUAAGUCGAGUUAUAUUGGCAAGACCUCUCGAGAUUGCACCCCACGAUGGCGUGAGCAUUUGUAUGCAGUUCGAAGACGUACGCAAUCACACUUCCAUCGCUGGAUUGCCUCUUUUGGUACAGGGAACUAUGUCCUUAUCCCAGUCGAUUAUAUUGAGGGUGCUGAUAUCGUUAAGCUUGAGAAUUUGUACAUUAAUCGGUGGUCACCAUUUCUCAACACCGCAGGGGUGAGAAAGGAACAUAAGAAAUCGGUUAGGAGGAAGUCGGGAAAAAGCGAGAGGAACCGAAGUAAAGCUGUAAAAACAGAUAUCUCCUUGGGAAAUCCCGUUUCUCCAAUCCACUUUCACCGAGUGUCCGAUAAUUCAAGUUUUCUGGAUCUUUACUCCUUCUUGGAUGGAGUCUUGAGCUUUGGUAACGAUAAUUGUGUAAUUCGAUCUACUGGUGGUAAGGACUGGACCCCUAGUUGGAGGAAGUUGACUAAAGCGUUUGGGGACUGCAAAAUUGUGCAUCAAAGUCGUACGACCACCCUAAAGGAAUGUAAGAUUUGGUUUGAAAAGGGGGGAGUAUUUCAUAUUCUACAUGUUGUAAAAUGGAAGUCUCGUUGCAAAUAUCUUAAGAAGGUCUUGGUGGGUAUUCUGCGCAACCCGAACAAAUUAAAUGAGUUGUACCGUUGGGAUAUGAAGUCCAUGCUACGUAUCUAUCGUGUGAUCAAGGAUUUUUCAAGAAACUCGACAAGGAAAUACCUUCGUAGGUUGGUUUCUCGUUGUUUCCAAGAGCGUUUUGGCCUCAGUCUGGCUUCUGACCUCACGUUUCGUAUUAAGUUUGAUGACAGGAUUGUUACGUCGGAAUUCAGGAAAGUAGUGAACGACGCUUUGUCUUUGUGCAAUUUACCGCAUAGCUUCAUGCUCAGAGCACAUAGGAAGCUUUGCAUCGUUGGAACCAAGAAUCCAACGAUAGCUGAUCUCUUGCACAACCAUCGUAGUUACUCUACACGAUGCGUGCUUACCUGCUGUUGCGCAGGUAUGGACCUCCCACGUGUGAAUGAGCAUGUGACCUUUCGUUUGAGCGAGUUAGCAGACGUGAACCCGCUUUUACUGAAUGCGAACAACAUUCCCAAAGUCAGAGUCGAUGAUAGACUUCAUUUGCUUAGGCAGGAGCUGACUGAUGGUUUCCGUAAUUGGAAGAACUUGGAUGGAAAGGUACCAGACUACUCAAGCUUGGAUCUCUCACUUUGCCUCUCAACAGGCAGCGACGCUGGCCUGGGUAUCUCGACAGAUGAGGUGCUUGCACUGAAAUCCCGUUUAAAGAACCUGGUUGUCACUGCAGUUGACCAGAACUCAGGCGAGUCCGUGGCAAUGUGCCCCGCUGUGUAUUUCAAAGCUAUGAUGGAUACUUUCGUUUGUAAUCCUGGGUACCGAAUGAUUAAGUGCCCUGCUACUCAGGUGAUCAGGGAGAUACGCAAGGAGGUCUCAGGUUCGAACCUCGGUAAGUUUGUAAGUUGGAACCGGGAGGGCACAUUCGGCUCUGCUUAUGUAAUUCCAAAACAGAACGAUCUCAGUCGAUAUCGCCCAAUCUGUCCUUCGUUCAGUGAACCAACCGUGAGAACUGCUCGGUUGGUAGCUAAAGUCUUGAAUCACUUGCUUUACACUCUGCCCAAGCAAUGGCACUUCAAUCUUAGAGCGGUUUCUGAGGCCAGGGCCAAAGGGGCCAGGCCAUGGGAGGCCGAGGACCGGGCGCACAGGGGGUUGGCGGACAGGGAAACCGCCAAGCGGGAGGUAGGGGUCAAGGUCCCCCGUUAGAUCGCCAGGGUAACCGGUCCCCACAACGAGGAGGUGGAAGGGCACCUCAAGGAGGAUGGCACCCAGGCUUGCCGUAGGGCAGGCCCUGGGACACGAUUGAACGCAAUCAAUGGCAAAUUAUGUA